UGCGUUUUGUAUCAAUUUUCAGCUAUUCUAAUACUGCGAUUAAAGAGAAUUUUGUUUUAGAUGAUACCAGUAUUUUCUCGUAAAUUGUAAAUAGAAUGGGGACAGAAGUAGCUAUAUCUUUUAGUUCUUUACGAGCACAACUAGAGAACGAGAAGAGUAACCUCUUUAAACUAGAUGAAAACAUUAAAAAGAUUGUUCAAACCACAGGACGCUUUGCGAAUGAUAGAUUUAACUCAGGAGACUAUCCUAGAGGUGGAAAUCGUAUCGGAAACAGAAAUUCUUAUACAGAAAGCGGUAACAACUUCAAACCUGAUGAGCAAUUUGGAAAACGUAAACAGGAGACAAAAACUGUAUUUAGCAGAAUAUCAGCAAGAGCUGACAAUAGUGAUGGUGAGGAUGACUUACCAACAAACAAAAGAGUUCGGGUGUCAUCAGCAGUGUGUAGAGAACUACCAACAAGAGCAGCAAUCCUUAAAGCACAGGGUGAUGAUGAACAGGCACGCACACGGAAUAGAAGAAUUUUUGGUUCCUUACUUGGUACAUUACAGAAAUUUAAACAGGAAGAAAUUGAAUUGCAGACUAAGGAAGAUAAGAAAGCACAAGUUGAAAGGAAAAUAGAAGAGCAAGCAAGAUUACAAAAGGAAAAAGAAUUUAGAGAGAGAAAAGUAAUGUUUGCAGAAAGAGAACAGAAGAAAGCCACAAUAAAAGCAUUAGAAGCAAAGAUGGGUCGAGUACAAGAAUUUGAGAUCUGGGAGACAACCCAGAAGAACCUUAGGAAUUUUAUAUUGACUAAAGCAAAGCCGCAUGUAUACUGGAUGCCGAAGAAGUUGAAUGAUAAAGCGAAAGAAAAGUUGGACUUGAGUCAGAUGUACCAUGAUAAAUGUGUUAUAAAGAAACGCGAAGAACUUCAAGAUGAAUUAUCUCGUAUAGAACAACGCUGCACUAAACGUUUCCACCAACAAGGGCCGGAACAGAAUGGACAGCAAGUUAAGGAGGAAAAACCAGAUAAAAAGACGAGAGACAAGUUUGCAGCUGACACUGAAAGAGAUGACAGUGAUGCUGAUGGACCGGAUGAGGAUACUCACGAAGACACCACUAUGACACAUUCAAAUCAAGAAGAGACGAUAAAACAAGAAAAUACACCAGAAAUUGUUGAACCACAAGAUAGAAAUAUAAAAGAUGAUGAAGGUAAAAUAAUUGAAAAACCAUCAGAGGUGAAUGACAAUCCUAAAAACGACGAAGUUUCCACCGAAACAACAGAAGAAGUUAUUAAUCAAUCUUAGUAGACUUUACAUCGACAUGACUGGUAAUAUUAUCAACAGAGUAGGAACUUGAAGAACACAAGUUCUGUGAUAAAGGUCUACUUUUAUCACGGUAUUUCCAGAUUUUUCUUACAAGCGUACAGCAGCUUAUGGAAAGUCAUUUUGAAGGUACAUACACUGGGUAAUAUCCAGCGAACAUUAGUCGGUCAUGUCGAGGCGUAAUAUAGGAAUAAAUCUGCAAAGUUGAUAAAUUUUACAAAUAGACAAGAGAAAAUAUUAAAAGUUUAUUCGUAUUAAAA
Bombyx mandarina (wild silkworm) is the source of this 1561-nucleotide messenger RNA. It is a transcript of the gene Pnn, whose product is annotated as desmosome associated protein-like protein pinnin. The record is from RefSeq and is a predicted model, not a curated record. Lineage: Eukaryota; Metazoa; Arthropoda; Insecta; Lepidoptera; Bombycidae. Gene Ontology annotation, cellular component: catalytic step 2 spliceosome.